AUGGAAUUAUACAUCAAGGAGGCACGCCGUUUACGUUAUUCUUAUAAUCGAGAUUUGAAUUCGAUCAUGAAUAAAAAUGGUGUUGGAACAGAAGCUGAGAUUUGUUCAGGGUAUAUUAUCAAAUGGAUCAAGAAGGGUAAGAGCAAGACGGAUUUCGAACAACAUGCUUUCACAUUAGAUGCUGUGAAGGCCUUCAAGAAGGUAUGGAGAAACAAGUUUAUCAAGGAAUUUUAUGAUUCGGAAAAGAAGGUGGAUAUGUCACAGCGUCAUUUCAUUGAUGCUAAGGCAGCAGCGUGGUAUUAUGUGACAUAUCAUCCGGAUGAACGCAGGCGCGACUCCUCGGUAGAAGGUGGGUUCUUGAGUUUCCCUUGGUGUAUUUAUGAGUACAUUUGUGAUAUU
Molecule: messenger RNA, 399 nt
Organism: Mucor mucedo
Lineage: Eukaryota; Fungi; Mucoromycota; Mucoromycetes; Mucorales; Mucoraceae
Exons: 1
Biological process (GO): siRNA processing
Cellular component (GO): nuclear RNA-directed RNA polymerase complex
Molecular function (GO): RNA-directed RNA polymerase activity
Source: RefSeq, a predicted model, not a curated record